Messenger RNA from Passer montanus (Eurasian tree sparrow), 2562 nucleotides. RefSeq names its product thioredoxin domain containing 9 (gene TXNDC9). NCBI's taxonomy places the organism in Eukaryota, Metazoa, Chordata, Aves, Passeriformes, Passeridae. Bases 457 to 1137 code for a protein of 226 amino acids. The record is from RefSeq and is a predicted model, not a curated record. The transcript has 5 exons. Gene Ontology annotation, biological process: microtubule cytoskeleton organization. Gene Ontology annotation, cellular component: cytoplasm.
CCGAGCCCGGGCAGGGCGGGCGCCGCGGCGCCCCUGGGGAGCCCUCCCGAGCCGGGUGCGUGGAUGGUCCGUGUGUAGCGAUGCCGCGGGGGGAGGCGCGCGGCGCCUGCGCAGUGCCCCCGCCGUGUGCCGCCCCGCUCGCCCCGGACCCCGGCGCCGCUGCCCGGCCCAGGGCCCGAACCGCGACCCCGCCGGCGGCGCCCGGGCUGCGCAGGAAAAGCCUCUUGGCAGGCGGGGUUCCGCGAGUGGGGAGCCGGGAUGCCGCUGGGCACCUGGGGUUGCAGUGGGGACUGGCGGGGUGCCCCAUCGCCUGGAGCAGCAGAGCGGGGCCGCUCCGCCGCCGGCAGACCUGCUGGCCUCCGAGCUCCGCCGGCAGGGUCAUGUUCCCUGUGGAAGUAGAGGCGAGGCGGGGGCGAGCAGGCUGUGGGCUCUGAAGAGACCACUUUCCAGCUAAAGAUGGCUGCUGAUACUCCUGUUGAUAUCCUUCAAAAGGUUCUGGAGAAUGAAAUACUUCAGACAACCAAGGUUGUGGAAGAACAUCUGGAUGCUGAAAUACAGAAGCUGGACCAGAUGGAUGAAGAUGAAUUGGAACGCCUUAAACAGAGGAGGCUUGAGGCCCUAAAAAAGAGCCAGCAGCAGAAACAAGAGUGGCUUUCAAAAGGACAUGGAGAAUACAGAGAAAUCCCAAGUGAGAGAGACUUUUUCCAAGAAGUCAAAGAAAGUAAAAAUGUGGUUUGCCAUUUCUAUAGAGAUACAACGUUCAGGUGCCAAAUAAUGGACAAACAUUUGACUGUAUUGGCAAAAAAGCACAUUGAGACAAAAUUCUUGAAAUUAAAUGCUGAAAAAUCUCCUUUCUUGUGCGAGAGACUGCGCAUCAAAGUAAUUCCCACUCUAGCACUAAUAAAAGAUGGAAAAACACAAGACUACGUCGUGGGCUUUACUGACCUCGGUAACACUGAUGACUUCACUACAGAAACCUUGGAAUGGAGAUUAGGCUGCGCAGAUGUAAUUAAUUACAGUGGAAACUUGAUGGAGCCACCUUUUCAAAGUCAAAAGAAAUACGGAACAAGCUUUACAAAGCUGGACAAGAAGACCAUCAGAGGAAAGCUAUAUGAUUCAGAUUCUGAUGAUGACUAGAAGAGCCGCUAAAUAUAUUUGUAAAUCAUCUUUUGUUUAUGCGUGGUACAUUUCUAAGAAUGUUUUUUAUAAAGCUUACUGCUUUUCAUUACAUCUGCACAUAAUUCUCAUUUUUCUAUACAAUUUUAUACAACUGAGUCACAGCAGGAAAAAAGCUUAAGGAUUUUUUUUUUCUCUUUUGGAAGUCAUUUGUAAUUUGAAAAUCUUAGUCCUUCUAACUAAAUGACAUGGCAAAUGAUGAACUUGAGCCCUUUGUCUUAAGUAUAAGUUUAUGAAAUGUUUUGAAGUAACUUAGAAACAGCUGUAUGAAGUCAGACCAAAGGUCCCUCUGGCCCAGGAUCCGGUCUCAGUGGCUAAAAGGAGAUGCACAAGGAAGAAUGAAAACAGGGUGACCAGAUGGCAAUGCUUCCCCACAGUCUACUUUAAGCAAUCUGUGGCUUGGGGAACACCGUAUCUGAGAGCAUUUGCUGCUUAAAACAAUAGAAGAAAAAUCUCUUUAAAUCCUCAUGGUACCCAGACAUCCUCAUCAUGUGGCAAGGAGGUCACAGUUUAACUGUGCUGUGUGAGGAGCUACUUCCUAUUUUUUUCAUUGAAUCUGAAAAGGUUUUUUUUCCUGUUUUUCAUUAUUAAAGGAGUUAACAUACACUUCUAAAAAAGAUUGUUCUUUAUAAGUUCCUUUUCCAAUUGUCUUUUUAUAUUUAUUAUUACUUACAUUAUCAGUAAAGCACCACAAAAUUAUUAGUAAAGAAAUUGUGCAUUUUAACAAAUAAUUGCUUUUCUUAUGGUGCCAUAUCAUGCCAUUGAAUAAAUUAACUGCAUUGCACUGUAAGUUGUAAAAACAGUCAUAACUUCUGUGAAUUCUGAAAUAGAUGGCCAAGAGAAAUGCCCUUUUACCAUCUAUGAAUGCUGCAUGUCAGAGCUGAUACAGCAGGCAAUAGCACAUAGCAAUUGAAGCUAUUGAAAACAGCCUUGUUCACGGGUUUGUAUCUUUCUGUGGUUGUGAAUGUGUGGAUUUUAUAGCAGAUGCUUUGUACAAGAGAGUAGAAUAGAGAAAAGUAUUUGGGAGAAACCUUGAUCGUUAAGUUUAGAUAUAGUGCCGCAUACUGUGUACUGUUCUUCAGUGAUGGACAGAAUUUUUGAGAGAUCUUCCUUGGACACAAUGUAAAAUUCCUGGCUAGGUGAACCAUUGAUGAGUUUUCUUUUCAUUUUCAGAAAAAUUGUUUGCUUUGUGCUGAGGGACCCUUUUGAGGUGGUACUUUGAACCCAGUUGGUCCAAAUAGCAGUGAAGUGGGUCUAGCCAGUCUUGCUGCCUUGUAGUAGACAACACUUGUGAUUGGGCCAGCCCAGCAAUAUAUCUCUUUAAGUUAAAAAAAUUAUAUUUUAUUUCUGUUCAUGUACAUUGAAAUAAAAUUAUUUUAAUUCUAA